This is a messenger RNA of Diospyros lotus (date-plum), 1742 nucleotides long. Its product is annotated as putative protease Do-like 14. Gene Ontology annotation, biological process: proteolysis. Lineage: Eukaryota; Viridiplantae; Streptophyta; Magnoliopsida; Ericales; Ebenaceae. The record is from RefSeq and is a predicted model, not a curated record. Gene Ontology annotation, molecular function: serine-type endopeptidase activity; protein binding. The transcript has 10 exons. Bases 448 to 1632 code for a protein of 394 amino acids.
UCGAGACGGGAGGGAGAAGAGAGAGAGAGAGAGGCAGAGAGCGAUUCUGAUGAGACAAUUCUUAGUAAUAACUUGGAAUCUCAUUUUCUCGAUUUCGUUGUUUCUUUCUUGCAACAAACAGUUCUUUCUUGCAACAAUCAGUUACUCUCUAUGUGUGUUUGGUUGUUAAGAAUCUGAAUCAAAUGGAAAGAGAAUAAAGAAAGAGAGAGCCAAAAAACAGCACAGUCGUCCUGAGACUGAAAACCGUUUAAUUUUCUCUCUUUCCUUCCAGUUUCUGGGCAUCCAAACGGUAGUCAUUUCUUUUGCGAAUUCAACAUUUUGCUCACACUCGAUUCUUUCCUUUCCUUUCGUAGAGACAAGCUCGGUUCUCCGACGCAUACUCUCUCCUUCGGCUCCUCUCUCUCGCUGCUGCCGGUUCGGGUGCUUUAUAUUUGAAUCGCGACGCAGAUGCUAACAACUGCAUCGGUGGUGACAGCUACCGCACCAUUGCGGUAUUUAUUGUUGCUGGAGCGGCCGAUUGCGAAGGACUCGAUGAUACCAUGUCGUUCGGUGGUUGAUCCGGAUUGGUCGAGUUAUGUGUCUGUCGUAGGAGGUAUUGGGUUAUUUCUUUCUAGAAUUGGAUAUGUUGCACCAGAAGGUGUAAACAAGGGUUCUUCUGAGGUCAGUGAUGGUUCAAACUCUAUUGCCGCAGCAGUUGCUAAGGUUCUUCCGGCCAUUGUCCUUAUAUCAGUUCCCAAGAAAAUGGAUAACAAGUCUUGUACAAGUAUAGGCUCUGGAACCAUAGUUGACGCUGAUGGGACCAUUUUAACCUGUGCUCAUCUUGUGGUGGAUUUUCAAGGCAGGAAAGUUGUAUCUGAGGACAAGGUUGAUGUGACUUUGCAAGAUGGCCAAACAUUUGUUGGUACUGUCUUGAAUGCUGAUUUACAUUCUGAUAUUGCUAUUGUAAAGAUCAAUUCUAAAACUCCUUUCCCGGCUGCAAAACUUGGUUCCUCAUGUAAACUACAUCCCGGGGAGUCGGUGGUGGCUCUGGGAAAUCCCCAUUUUCUUCGCAACACGAUUACAGCUGGUAUUGUCAGUUGUGUUGAUCGCAAAAGCAGUGAAAUAGGCCUUGGAGGAAUGCUGAGGGAGUAUAUACAAAUAGACUGUGCGGUUAAUCCGGGGAAUUCUGGCGGGCCUCUUAUUAACCUUGAUGGAGAAAUUGUUGGUGUUAAUAUAAUGGGACGCAAAAGUGCUGCUGGGUUGAAUUUUGCUGUGCCCUCAGAUACGGUUUCCAAAAUUGUGGAGCAGUUCAAGAAAAAUGGUAGAGUCCUCAGACCAUGGUUGGGGUUGAAAAUGUUGGAUCUUAACAAGAUGAUUAUUGUCCAACUUAAACGUAGACAUGCCACAUUCCCUAGUAUAAAGAAAGGAGUUCUUGUCCUUAUGGUGUCUCCUGGUUCGCCUGCUGAUCGAGCUGGAAUGCGCCCGGGUGACAUUGUCAUUGAAUUCCAUGGAAAGCCAGUUGGCAGUAUUACUGAGAUUGUGGAGCUAAUGGAUGACAAAGUUGGCAUACCGUUGAAGGUAGUGGUGAAAAGAGAGAAAGGCACUUCAGUGACUUUGACAGUCAUACCAGAGGAGGUAAACCCUGAAUUGUAACAAACAAAUUACAAAAUUUCCAGUAUAGUUGUUUUUACCCUCAAUUCAUAUCCUAUACCGCACAAAUAAUACAGAUAAGAAGGGAAAUGGAAGCAUUUCUCGAUUUCUUC